AUGGCGAACACAGGAAUUGGGGUUUCUUUUGACCCUAAUGACAUGACCAGCUGGUACUUCCGUGAGCUGUCCAGAGCUGAAGCCACCAGACUGUUACUCAACGAGACGGAGAGCGGCGUCUUCCUUGUCAGGGAUUCGAAGACUAUCACCGGUGAUUACGUUCUAUGCGUGAGAGAAGACGACCGCGUCUCCCACUACAUAAUAAACCGUGUGGUAUCCGCUGAUGGCACUAUCAGAUAUAGAAUUGGCGAUCAGCUCUUCGCAGACAUGCCAGCGUUGCUAUCGUUCUACCGGUUGCACUACCUGGACACGACUCCACUGGUGCGUCCUCUCCCGCAAGCGCUUGCCAAGGUAGCUGCGCCACCACCCCCACAGCCACACCAGGUCUUGGAGCUGGUGGUUGCUAAAUUCGACUUUUCUGGAAAUGAUGCAGAUGACCUCCCCUUCCGUCGUGGUGAUCGCUUGAUGGUGAUCAACAGAGACGAGGAACAAUGGUGGACGGCACGAAACAGUCAAGGACGAACGGGGUCUAUACCAGUGCCCUACGUUCAAAGGAUCCUGGAUCCGUCAGGUAUGCCGUACCCACACACGGAGGCGCUGAAUCAAUUAAACGAGCCCUCGAGCCCACCGACAAACAAACAGCAACAACGAACCAGUAUGACAAAUAUGCAGCGCACGUUGCCUGCGCCGGCGGUGGUAAAACAACCGCGGGUGCCCAACGCCUACGACAAGACCGCGCUCAAACUAGAAGUCGGAGAUAUUAUACAGGUGGAAAAGAUAAACAUAAACGGCCAAUGGGAGGGCAGGUUGAACGGCAAGUACGGCCAUUUCCCCUUCACCUGCGUCGAGUUCUUAGACAGCGUGUCGACCAGUUAA
Arctia plantaginis is the source of this 876-nucleotide messenger RNA. Lineage: Eukaryota; Metazoa; Arthropoda; Insecta; Lepidoptera; Erebidae. The record is from the annotation of a GenBank genome assembly.